Messenger RNA from Pectinophora gossypiella (pink bollworm), 5114 nucleotides. RefSeq lists its product as uncharacterized. The coding region runs from base 99 to 4448 and encodes 1449 amino acids. Lineage: Eukaryota; Metazoa; Arthropoda; Insecta; Lepidoptera; Gelechiidae. The record is from RefSeq and is a predicted model, not a curated record. The transcript is spliced from 12 exons.
AACAAAACAAGGACCAUGCGUAUCGUGCUCGUAUUUUAAUUCCUUUACAAGUAAUUUAAUAAUAUUUGUGAUAAAUUGUUUCAGAAACAGAAUUAAAUAUGCCACUGAACCCACUUAAUGAGCUGAAGCGUCGUUUGGAUGAUGACGCGAUCCCCCUACCGAAGAGGCUCUGCCUCGCCAAGAACAUAGUUCUUUCCCACCACUUCCCCGCGGCCCCAAAAGAAGGCAUUGUUGCAUCUUGGCUUGUAGGGUUAGCGGAGAAUAACAAACUAGAUGGGAAGGAGCUGAAAGAUGUCCUCGGAUGGAUCAAUGUGGACGAACUGACUGGUGAAUUGAAGUGUAAAAUGAUACAGGUAGUAUCGCAAUAUCUACAGCAAAACUCAAUUCAAGAUGACAACAUUCAAUAUGUUUUAACAUUCUUAAACAAUGAGAAAAUCUCUUCCCAACUGACUCAGCAAAUAGAUGACUACUUAAUUAUCGUUAUAACACUCUUGAAAUACUUAAAAAAUGAAGAAACUACAAACAUUACAAUGUGCGAAGGAAUACUGAACAAUAUAGUAAAAUAUUACAAGGAAUGUAAGAAAAAGUUAGAAUUUAUUAUGAAAUUAUUAGAUGGGGAGAAUUUGGAAACGGUGUUCAGUUAUUUAAACACAGACUCCCAUAACACAGUUAUACAUGUUUGCCAGAAUGUCCUCUUUCCAAUGAACAAGAAGUCCUUCUUUGUAAGUUUUCUACAAACAUUAAUAAGGAAAGAUAAUAUUGAUGAUUUAAUGGCAGAAAAGGGAGAUAAUAUUCAGUCGGUGUUGAAAAUUAUGAGCACAUUCUUCACAUUCCCAAUAGGAAGGACGGAGAAGAAUCAGAAAUUCUUAUCAGAUUUUAUUGAUGUGUUCGUAAGUUGCUUCAGAAGCGAAAGUCAACUGAUUUUCGCAUUUUAUAUCAUGGUAGUCAACUCCUUAAAUAUGAGCCAAGCUUACCUAUCGCCUGCUAUGAAAAUGCCACCGAUAGUCUUCGAAGAACACGAUGAUAAGAUUAAAAGAAACUUGUUUUUAAAACUACUUGAAGUAUUAUUGAAAAAUGAAGUUGACAUAAGUGUCCGAUUAACUGAUACAUUUGGCGAAAAGAUAUCAAAAGUUGAGAUAAAAAAGACCUUUAUGUCUUUCCUACAAGCAGUAAUGAUAAAUCAACUAAAACUCGAAGGCAAAGUCGACAAAAGCACUCUACAAAUAAUAAAGACCGCUUUAAGAUUAGAUCCAGGGUUGGUGGAGCAAAAAAUUAACCAAAUUCUACCACCACUAAUGACGGUAAAGAAAACCAGUUCAAGCAUAAAUGAGUCCUACAUAGAAAUGUUAAAUUGUCUUUUGGAAACACUUUUCAAACUAAGUAGAGCUACAAUAUUCUUAAAUCAAAUUCUACCACACGUUAAACUAUGUUUGGAGGCUAGCAACACUGAACAGUUUGAAUUGAAACAAAAGAUAAAAGAGUGCAUAGAUAAUGAAACAGAUUGUGAGAAGUUAAAAAAUAAAUUAAUAACUGGAUGUGACGUAAUUCCUCAAGAAUGCGUAGAAAUGUAUGGGAAGUCGACAUCAGAGUUGAUGUUUAGGCAGAAUAAAGAGUUGCUGGUGUCACUUCAGAAAGACUUUGAAGAACAUUGUCUGAUGAUGCUCGAGGAAGGAUUUGUCAGUCCUUCAAUCAUAACGCUAGCGGAAGUGCUGUCGGCCAUUUUGUCGAGUUUUCUGCGACACAGCAAAAUGGCGGACCACACGGUGCCAAAGCAAAUAUCUGUGGAUUUCUGGACGGCUUUCCAGAAGUUUGAAGAAGAAUGUUUGGGGAAGUUUGGAGAAUGCAUUUUGAAGCUUAAUUAUAAUCCGCAACUUGGCAAAGCGUUUCUCAACCUCUGCCUCAGUGUUGCCCACUUAAAGCUGCUCAACCUGAAGUACAGCAACACCAAACUUGACAUUACUGCGACGGAUACAUCGCAGGUGUUGGACUUGAGUGUGUUACUGCCAUGUCUUAGUGCUGAGCAAUGGACAGCACUUACUUCGAAGGUUGAUGAAGAUGAGGCAGUUUUAAUAUUGGACAAUCUUCUCCUAGCCAAAACUAUGGCUCUGCAUUUGUUAACACUAAAAUCGGAAACCGACCAAACGCAAAAUUUAUCAGACACAAAAACCCAUCUUAUAAAGCAAUUGUCGUCAAAUUGUAAUAUUUUGAAUAAUAGUGGUUUUUGCACAAUACUCUUUAGUAAUUUGGAGAAAGGUCAGGUAAAGAACGUAGCGAAAAACAUAGUGAGAACGUAUUUGAGUAAUCCAGAACUAGAAAUUCUGAAGUCAGAAGCUGUUGCAAGCAACAGACUAUUGCUAAAUGCUAUCGUCUUAGAAACUUGUAAGAAUAUGAGCAAAUGUUUUGACAACAUGGAAGAUUUUACUAAAGCAAUGAACAAGAGUGAUUUCGACUUCUCUUUCGUCAAAGAAGUUGAUAUUAAAGAUUAUUUUGGACAAAUUAAUGUUAAAGAAGAUCAUGAUGCCACAAUUUCAAACUGCAUCAACUUACUGAAGCAAAUACCAUUGCCAUAUCUGGAAGAAUCCUACCAAUUAGUAGCGAUCUUUAUGGUGUUAGCAACGAAAAAAUGUUGCCAGAAGAAAAUUAGAAAGAAUGCCGACCAUGUCUUGUUGAAUACCUUCGAAGUGAGUCCCAAAUAUCCAGAUUUAUACAAAAUCUUUCCAGUUGAAUUCAUAUUUGACUUCAAAAGUAAAGAAAUUAUUAACCUGCUGACUUUAAAAAUCAAGACGUCAAAUAAUAUGUUUGUGAUUAAAAGUAUUUUGGAGUCUGCAGUAAAAAAAGUCAAGACAGAUAGCGACAUUGUGAAAAAAUUGGUAGAAUUACUGCUUACAAAACAAAGUAGUAAAAAGCAGGACAUUUCCAACAUAGAAUAUUUCAGUGAACCUGUCUUCCAGAUAACUUGUUUAAUUCUACCGAUAAUAGCCAAGGAAAAGAAAGCUAUAACUACUAGCGCCUAUAGGUCCAUAUUAGCAAACUUACAAGAAAAGCUACACAAAUCCAUAUUAGACUGCCUAACGAACAUAGAUUUUGAAAAUAGUAGUUUAUUUAACGAAACAAAUGGCGACAUUGACGAAAGUAUGGUAGUUUCUGAGAACACGUUGGCAGCACUGAACGCAAUGGCGUCUUACUCGCUCACUCUUUCGAAGCAUUGUGAGACGGGGGAUGCAGAAGAAAUAAAAAAAUUGGUUUGUCUUUGGUCCGGUUUGGAGUUCUUCGUGCAAAAUGCUAUACAAUCAAUACAAAACCCAUCAUCGCGCCAACAACACGUCGAGUCGUCCGUGCAACUGUUAAACGUCAUUCUGCGGCAUGUCAAGAAGCUAGCAUCGCAUAGAAUCUUCGAGAAAAAAGACCAAUUGUUCACUCAAAUUUGGAAGAGCGUUAUCGCGCGACUGGCCAUAGUACAUGGCGAGGAAAAGAGGGUAGUUUUAGAAGAUAUUGCCGUCACUUUAAAGUUCUUGUGUGAACUUACCUCUGUUGAGUGUUUCGUUAAUACUUUUGUUGGGGAUAUGAACGCUUUGGGAGUUUUUAAGAAACCAUCAGAAAUAUCGAAAGAGGUGCCCUCAACAACACUCACCAGUCAUAAAGUGUCCAAAUACCUUUUCACACAAUGUUUAAAAGCCAACAUAGUAGGGUCUAAAUGUCUAGCCCUGUCUAGAUACCUAGCUAAAACAUGCAAGGACAUCCGUGUAUGGAUCAGCACGUACUAUGAAGAAAGUGAGAUGAAGAAGAAAGUUGGUGAAGAAAAAGUAAUGAAAAUAGACGAUGUUGUCUGCAGUAUUUUGAGGGUAGAUUUGGAUAUUGUUGCUGAAGGGGUUUUGGCGGCGAAAAAGAUUCACCUACAUUCCAAACUCCUCGACUCGAUAUUCUCGCUACAUCACCAAGUCAAUUACAUGGCAACACUGUGUGACAGCUGGCAAUACUUGAAGCUGUUUGAAGGCUGUGUGGCUAUACUCAAUAGUUUGCAGCUCUCUAGGGAUGAGAUGUUACAAGACAGGUGGCCAAACUUCAUGCAAUGUUACCGCGAGCUCGUGGUCACCAUGUGUCAACGGUUCACGUCAAACGACCAGCUGGAGCGAGGUGUCGAGGAGAAACUGGCUGAAAUCGCGCAUAAUAUUGAGAAGUUAACCCAAUCGGUCUGCAAACGCAAGGAGCACGUGAAAGGCAUAGCUGCGUACUGUGUGGCCGACCUGUGCUGGCUACUGGAACACUCGCCGCACAAGAUGGCGCGCGUCUAUGUCGAGAAGUGUGCCGCUUUGUUACUGCAGGUGGCAGAUUCAACGUACGCCGCAGCGUUCCUGCGUCGCGCACUAGCUUCAUCACCUGGUCACGUUACUUUAGCCAAUAUGUAUACCAUGUAUAAGAGAUACCAUAAAUACGUCGGUAACUCAUAAGUAGUUACAAUAGGGAGUUUCCAACUAGUCAAAUCAGUUACUUUUUUCUAAACGUCAAAACACGAAAUUACUAUGGAAUUUGUAGGAAAAAGCAACCUGUGACGCCAUAGAAAACGUGACAAAAUGUCGCACUUAUUAUUACAUUUUUCUUUAUUUAUAUUCAUAAGUCUUGUUAGUGUAUUUAUUUAGUAAUCAGAAUUUCAUAACUAUUUUACUAUUUUUAUUUGACGUAUGAAACUACUCAAUUACCUAUUAGCUACCUAUAGAAAACAAGACGAGGUGCGCUUUCAUUUAAACACCCGAUUCCGUAACACAGUUGUUUUAAUUAAAACACAAUACAGGUUGUUACCGCGUUACAAUCAGGGAUAACAAAAUAGUGGGAAUCAGAGAGUCUCAUAUCCCUGAUUGUAACACGGUAAUUGUCCGGUAUUACGUUUUAAUUAUGAUAAUAACCGCGUAAUCCUGUUGUUUUAAGUUUAAAUUGUUAAGAUGUUCAUUAUCUUUUAUAUACUUAGAAUUAUUAAAUACAUACGUCUUUUAUUGGCCGUAUGAAACAUUAUUAUAAGUAAUAAAUUGCUGAAUUUGUAUACUGUACAAGAUUUGUAUGAAAUAUCAAUAACAUAAGUAGAAUUUGUUGCAAAGAAAUAAAGAAGUUACAACUACGCA